AUGUGGCGUAUACUCGUCGCGGUUCUGCUGGUGGCCACGGUGUCUGUGGGCGGCGACAAAGUGGUCGUCCUACCUCACGAUGUUUACCCAGGUUACGAGGUGACGCUGUUCAACACAAAACGGCCGUCGAAUUUUCGUCUAAUGGAGAACGAUUUCUCGAAAUUCUUCACGGUACUCGGGAACGGUCUAGUGAUGACCACGUCUGAUCUAUCGCCGUUGGUCGACCGGCCGGUGAACCUAAUCAUCCUCGAGGAGCUAGCCAACAGCACCGAGACGCAUUUCCUUCAUCUCUACGUGAUUAAUCGUAGGAACAUGAUCACAUUCUCUCACGACCAGCUAGGCGAGGGUGAGAUCCUCGAGAAUUCUGCGAUGGGCACCUUGAUCGACGGUUUCCCCGUUCUGAGAGCUAGAGGAAGCUUCCCGGUUCAUUACGCGAUUCUGCCGGACGAAAUGGGCGACAGACCGUUCGCGCUGAAAGAGGAGGACUCGAAUCAGAUAGGGUUCAACUUGACGUUGAAUAGCAAGAAGGAGGGCGUUAGAGUGGUGUCUGCAAAACCCUUGGACAGGGAGACCAAGAAGCUCUACACCGUCGUGAUCCACGCUUCCGACGGUUAUCUACUUAGCAGCUCGCAGAUCAACGGUAUAGUUCACGUGCUGGACGAGAACGACAACAGUCCUGUGUUUGAGAAAGAGCGAUACACCUUCGACAUCAGACCGACCAACGUGGACAGUAUUAGCAAGAACUCUGUCGCGCUUCCUGGAUGGAAACGUUUCUCCACGGUGGGCAAAGUGGUAGCUAAAGACGCCGAUGGCGACAAAAUUGCGUACAAAUUGCUCACGCCGAGUAGCCUGCUGGUGAUAGUGCCGCAGACUGGAGAGUUGAUGCUGGCCGGUGAACCGGAAAUUACCGUGGACGAAGACAGCGAGUGCGUGGUGAUCGUGGAGGCUCACGACGUGCGUAGUCCGAGUCGAUCGACCGAGAAACCGACCAAGGUUGUCGUUCGGUUUUUAAGGGCGAGCCCGAUGGAGAUGGAAGUGCACCGGAUACAGAAGCGGAGGGUGACGAGGGCUGUUAGGCCGACUAAGAAGGUGGACUUCACGGAGGACGAUGGCAAAGUCGAGAAUAAGAUCGUGUUCUAUCUGGAGAAGGAGAACGAGAAGGAGAUGUACAAGAUCAGGGACGAGAAUAAAUGGGUCACUGUGGGCGAGAAUGGCUCGGUCAUAGUGAAGCAGAAAUGGGAUUACGAGGAGUUGGGUUCUGAAAAGACAAUUGACUUUUGGGUGACCAUUACGAACCCAGGUAAAGAACACAGAAGGUACACGGACAAUCAGCGUGUCAUUAUCAACGUGAAGGACGUGAACGACGAGAACCCGUACUUCAUAAAUCGGCCUCUGCCAAUGCAAACGGUCGUACAGCUGAAUGCACCGCCGAAUACUCAUGUGUUUACCAUUCAAGCGAGGGAUCCUGACACUGACAACAAUAUUCACUACUUCAUGGUACGCGAUCGGACUGGAGGCCGUUUCGAGGUAGACGAGCGAUCUGGUGUUGUACGCACUCGGGGGACCGAUCUCUUUCAGCUGGAUAUGGAAUACGUUCUGUACGUGAAAGCGGAAGAUCAGAAUGGUCGUCUAGAUGAGAGGCGUUUUCAGUCGACUCCUGAGGAACGGCUAUCGAUCCUAGGUGGAAAACGCCCGCCGCAGUUCUACAUGCCGCAAUACGUGGCCGAGAUACCAGAAAACCAGAAGAAGGACUCCGAUAUCAUAUCAGUGAAAGCAAAGUCGUUCGCCGAUCGUGAAAUUCGGUACACGCUGAAGGCACAAGGACAAGGUGCAGCGGGGACCUUUAAUAUUGGACCAUCUACCGGCAUUGUGAAAUUGGCUAAAGAGCUAGAUUUCGAGGAUCUACGUCAGCCACACAUUUACUCCCUUCUAGUUACCGCUACUGAAGAUUCCGGCGGUUUCUCUACAUCCGUUGAGUUGACCAUACGAGUCUCGGAUGUGAACGACAACGCGCCGAAAUUCGAGUUGCCCGAUUACCAAGCCCACAAUGUGGACGAGGACAUAUCGCUGGGCACAAGUAUACUGAAAGUGAAAGCAACCGACGCGGAUUCCGGUGUUAACGCGGAAAUAGAGUAUCUGGUGUCUGAUGACCACUUCAGCGUCGACAAUACCGGAAUCAUCGUUAACAAUAAGCAGCUUGACGCGGAUAACAACAAUGCUUAUUACGAAUUCGUUGUCACUGCCAAAGACAAAGGCGAACCACCGAAAACUGGCACAGCAACGGUGCGCAUAUACACGAAGAACAAGAACGACGAGGAGCCGAAGUUCUCGCAGCAGGUGUACACGCCGAACGUGGACGAAAAUGCCGGACCGAAUACGCUCGUAACGACUGUGGUCGCUUCUGACAAAGACGGCGACAACGUUCGGUUUCGAUUCGUCGGUGGUAACACGACGUCGGGUCAGUUUGUGAUCGAGGAGAUCACCGGUGUGAUUCGUCUUCACGGGAAACAGGUCACGAUGGACAGAGACAAGUACGAGCUGAACGUGACCGCUCUCGACGACGGUGCCUGUUGUCCUAACGGAGCGACUACGACCCACACCAGCACAGCUGUUGUCGUGGUCUUCAUCACGGACGUGAACGAUAACAAGCCAAUUUUUAAGGAUUGCAGCAUGUACAACCCGAAAGUCGAAGAAGGCGCGCCGAACGGUAGCACGGUGAUCAAGGUACAGGCUACCGACGAAGACAAAGGCGUGAACGGCCAGGUGAAAUAUUCGAUCGUUCAGCAACCGAAUCAGAAGGGGACGAAAUUCACCGUAGACGAAGAGACCGGCCAAGUUUUGACGAAUAAGGUGUUUGAUCGUGAAGGGGACGACGGCAAAUUUGUAUCCGUCACUGUUAAAGCAACAGAUCAAGGUGAACCUUCUUUGGAAGGUGUUUGUUCCUUCACUGUUGAAAUUACGGACGUUAACGACAACCCACCAUUGUUUGAUCGUCAGCGAUACGUAGAGAAUGUAAAACAGGACGCCAGUAUCGGAACAAACAUUCUAAGAGUAUCGGCAUCAGACGAGGAUGCCGAUAAUAACGGUGCCAUAACGUACUCGUUGAAUUCGCCAAACAAUGACCACGAGUUGGAGUACUUUGAGAUUCAACCAGAGUCUGGUUGGAUCGUCUUAAAGAAGCCCCUAGACCGUGAGAUGUACAAGCUGGAAGCGAUCGCCAAAGACAAGGGCUACCAGCCCAUGACGCGAGUGGUGGAGGUUCAGAUUGACGUUGUGGACCGUGCGAAUAAUCCGCCCGUAUGGGACCACAUAGUGUAUGGGCCGACCUACUGUAAUGAGAACGUGACCGUUGGGGCUAAAGUUGUGUCUGUUAAAGCCAGGUCUGUCACACUGUUAAUGCUCCGUGCGGCUCUGCACGAACCCGCCCUGCACGCAAUCUCGUGGCAGUAUUGUUCUUGUGCACGUUAA
Messenger RNA from Habropoda laboriosa, 3468 nucleotides. RefSeq names its product neural-cadherin-like. The transcript is spliced from 9 exons. The coding region runs from base 1 to 3468 and encodes 1155 amino acids. Gene Ontology annotation, cellular component: cell-cell junction; plasma membrane. Lineage: Eukaryota; Metazoa; Arthropoda; Insecta; Hymenoptera; Apidae. The record is from RefSeq and is a predicted model, not a curated record. Gene Ontology annotation, molecular function: calcium ion binding. Gene Ontology annotation, biological process: homophilic cell-cell adhesion.